Colletotrichum abscissum is the source of this 144-nucleotide messenger RNA. RefSeq lists its product as uncharacterized. The coding region runs from base 1 to 144 and encodes 47 amino acids. The record is from RefSeq and is a predicted model, not a curated record. The transcript has a single exon. NCBI's taxonomy places the organism in Eukaryota, Fungi, Ascomycota, Sordariomycetes, Glomerellales, Glomerellaceae.
AUGAUUAAGUUUUUAUUUUCUGCCCUCCUUCUUCGCUCGCAUUCUGCAAUGCUGCAGUAUGCAAUUCAGGGUUCGUGCCAUGCGUGUCAAGGACGAAUAGGCGUUUCAGAUGGUCCAGACGGAGGGUUGAGGGAUUGUCUCUAG